AUGGCAUUUCGGGAUGAUGAUGAUUUAGAUUAUGGCGAUUUUGUCUGCUCAAGGGACGAGGAUGAGAUUGAGUCGGAAGCCGAACCCCGCGAUCGCUACAGCAAAAACUUGUACUAUCCCAUCCCCAUAGGCGAGGUCCUCGCCGACCGGUAUCGCAUCGAGCACAAGCUCGGCUGGGGCGGCUUCUCUACCGUGUGGUUGGCCCACGAUACCCACGAAAAUAAGCCCGUAGCUCUCAAAAUCAUGGUUCCGGGGAAAAAAGGAGAACGCGAGUACCACAAGCAGAAGGAAAUCAUCCAGAAGGUCCACAGCAUCUCGGGCUUCGUUACCUACCAGAGUUUCUUCUGCCUCGCCGGCCACGGAGGUAAUAAACACAUGGUAUUGGUGUUUCCUGUGCGUGGGCCAAGCCUUCACUACUGCAUGAGAUGGGGGAAAUGGGGUACUGUCGCCCGCCGAGUGCCCGCUGCGAAACAACUGCUCCUCUCUCUGAAAGGUCUUCACGAUGCUGGAAUCAUUCACCGCGACCUGAACCAGGGGGCCGUAUUGUACGACAUGGAUUCUAUCGAAAACAUCACCACAGCCGAAGAGUACAGGCUCUUCGGUCGGCCGCGGAAUAUCGGGAACAACGUCUACCUCUGCGACUUUGGCAUGUGUAUUGACACCGGCACGCAGGUGGCAGAUAAGAUUCAGGGCCCAGGGAUGUACUGCGCCCCGGAGCGGUUCCACGACGUAAACCCGAGCUUGGCGAGCGAUAUGUGGAGCUACAUGUGCAUCUGA
Messenger RNA from Phialemonium atrogriseum, 777 nucleotides. RefSeq names its product kinase-like domain-containing protein. Gene Ontology annotation, molecular function: protein serine/threonine kinase activity; ATP binding. The record is from RefSeq and is a predicted model, not a curated record. The coding region runs from base 1 to 777 and encodes 258 amino acids. The transcript is spliced from 3 exons. NCBI's taxonomy places the organism in Eukaryota, Fungi, Ascomycota, Sordariomycetes, Cephalothecales, Cephalothecaceae. Gene Ontology annotation, biological process: peptidyl-threonine phosphorylation; peptidyl-serine phosphorylation.